GGAUAGUGGAAUAUCUUUGACAGCGCAGCUGACAACGGUUGCUAUGGAGCUGACAACAAAUCGGCGAAGACCACACGCUAGUUAACAUUAGCCGAAUACAUUCAGGUUUUCAACUUGCAUUUCUAUCGUAGUUCACUUAACUAGUCUUAUCUAUCAACAAGUGUUUGUACUAAUAUCUUAAAAUCUGAAAAGGUAAUCUCGGUAGAAAAAUGUCUGACGCGCUUUUAUCCGAGGUUGGCUGGGAUGAAGGCUUUGCCAUUCCCGUUGCAAAUGCAGAAAACAAAGCCUUGGAGGAUGAGCUUCAAAGGAAACAAAGGGACAAGACAGUCCUAGAAAAUAAACUGGCCGAAUAUAAGGACAGGAUUAACGCCAUGACUGAACAUCUGAAAAAUGUCAAACAAGAGUUGUCACACACUCAGGCACUGUGCAAAGCCAGGGAGAAAGAGACUGACACAGAGAAGCAUUUUAAAGCCCUGGCAGAGAGAGAGAUGGGCCGCCUGCAACAGGAGAUUGCACAGCUAGAGAAAGAGCUUGGCUCAUUAAGGGAGAAGCACACGGCUCAAGAGAACAGCAUAUUCAAGACCACUCAAACACUGGAGGAGCUGAGCAACCGCCUGAACUGGGACCAGAAGUCUCUGGAUGCCUGGCUGGAGGAGUCCGCUCAAAAGGAUGAAGACACCAUAGCCAUUCUUAAAUAUGCCCAGCAGGACGAGAGCCGAAUUAAAGAGCUGACACUAAACAUUGAAAAGUUGAACCUUCAAGCCAACCAGAAAAGAAAGGCCCUUGACAAUGAGCUGACUGAAACAAUAACAGCACAAAUUGGACUGGACAAAACUGCUGAGAACUUCCGCCAGAUCCAUGCUGAGAGGCAGGAGCUGAUCUGCCAGUGGGAGAGCACCAUCGAACAAAUGAAGAGAAGGGAUCAGGAGAUGCAGGACUGCGCAGCGAUGAUCACCAAAGUUAACCAGGAAAUCCGAGAGAGGCACUCUUUGAUCAAAGAGAAGACAGCCUUUCUGGAGAGCGAGGUGGAGAACAAUAAGGAGUAUGAGAAGAAGAUCGGCGCGGCUGAGAGGCAGGCGGCCAAACUCAGGCAGCAUUUUCAGGAGCAGGAGGAGAACCACACACGGCUGCGUGACGAGUUGGAGAGUCUGAAGGGUAUUGUUGACCGAGCUGCGUCAGAUGUGGAGAAUGUUAGAGCUCAAAUAGCCAGCAUGAAAAAGGACAUCCAGGACAAAUCCACCAAAGUGAAGGAUGCCAAGCUCCAUAACGCAGCCCUGGAGGAGAAGCUGGCCUCUGUGAAUGAGGCCACCAUGAGUGUGGAGGAACGGGCUGCCCAGAUGGAGCAACUUCUGAAGGAGGAGGAGCAGAACAUCAAGGAGGUGGACUUGCUGCUGCAUCGCCAGAGGGAGGCGGUGUUCCGCAAAAACCAGGAGCUCCAGGCCCUGCGCCUGAAGGAGAAGGACUCUGUCAGCGAGGUGUCUGGCAGCAAAGCCGCCAUCUCUAACUUGGACAGCAGGAUUCGCAAGGUGGACCAGAACACUCUCAAGCAGCAAGAGAUCAUAUACAGCCAGGACUUCCAGAUCCAGCUGCUGGAGAGGAAGAUGUCCCGUCUACAGGGGGAGGUGAACACGGAGGAGAAACAGGACCUGGAGAAGAGGGUGGAGGAACUGAGCGCCACGCUGGAGGAGAGGAGGAAGACCACCACCAUGCUCACCACACAGCUCAAGAAGCUCCAGGACGACAUCCGCUGUGUGAGGAAGGAAAUGGAGAAGACGGGUGCGGAGAAGCGAAACCUGACCACCAAGAUCGAGGAGCUCAAUCUGUUCAACGACACUUCAGACAAAGAGCUCAAGAAACUCCGACUCAAGAAGCAGGACACCAUGGUGGAGGACAACAUCCUGAAGCUGGAGAUCAAGCGGCUGAGGGACCUGCUGUACGACAAGGCCGACGGGGUGCUGUCCCUGGAGAAGCGCCGGCUCCAGCUGCAGACGGCCAUGAGCGAGCGCGAGGAGGAGAUCAGGGUCCACGGCGAGAUGCUCACCAAGCAGUUCAGGAUCACGGACCAGGAGCGCCAGGCUCUGAGUGCUGAAGUGCACGAGAGGAUGUCCAAAAUUGACAAGAUGAGGAAAAGAUAUGAGAUCUUAACCAUGCAAGGCCCGGAGGAGGAAGAGGAGAAGUCUCAGGCCUUCUACGUCAUAAAGGCAGCCCAAGAAAAAGAGGAGCUUCAGCGCCAAGGUGACACCCUCGAUGCCAAAAUUCGCAAAGCUGAGAAAGAGAUCCUCGCUCUGGAGAACACCCUCCAUGUGGUGAACAGCCGCAAUCACACGUACCGCAAGUCCUUCAACAGGGUCACCGAGUCCAGUGAGGAGUACCAAGAGAAACUGAAGCUAGAAGGAGAAAAAAGAGCAGCUGAGGACAAGUACAGAUUAAAGAGAUGCCAAAUUAAAGAACUCCAGGAGGACAUUCAGAGCAUGAACAAUACCCUUGAGAUUCUUCUGCAAGAGGAGACGGAGCAGAGUGGGAAGACAGAGGAGACUCAGUCCCGCAUCCUGUCUCUGAACAAGGAACUGACCUCUCAGAAAGAGAAACUGGAUCGGGUCAACAAACAGUGUACAAAGCUCAGAAAAGAGAUCCGCUCGACCAAGCAGACCACGGAGAAGACGUUUGAAGAACGGGACGUCCAGCUCCGAGAGCUUAAGGACCUGAACAAGAAGGUCAACCACAUGCUCCUGGAGGCCAUGGAUGGCAGUCCUGAUCUGGAAUCAGCUCUAGUGAUGUACUUCACUCAGGCCGAUCUGCUCCUGCCGUCCCCUGGAUCUGCUCCAGGCAGCCGACAGGGCUCCAAGGCCAGCUCCGCUCGCAGCUCUGCCUCCCUCAGGUCCUCAGGCUCCUCCGCCAGCAGUAGCCCCCGGGGCUCAGCUCUGCAGUCUCCCCCAGUCAAGACCCUGGAGCUGGGCCUGGGUCUGUGCACAACGUCCCCACAGAGUUCCCGACCAUCCAGCAGCGGCAGCAGCGGCAGUGUCAGGACUGCACAGCGCAAGAGCCCUUAGAUAGGCAAACCUUCAGCCCAUGUAACACUGCCUUUUACAAACAUUAUUCAUUAUUCAUACAUUAUUCAUAAAAUUCACCACAUGAAUUCAGCCUAUACAAGGAGUGUAUGUUUUAUAUAGAACCAAAUAAAGCCGAUUGUUUAAGAUUAUUUGAAUGAAAUUACUUGAAUAAAUACAUUGUUCUUAUGUCGGUGAA
Messenger RNA from Sardina pilchardus (European sardine), 3246 nucleotides. It is a transcript of the gene ccdc39, whose product is annotated as coiled-coil domain 39 molecular ruler complex subunit. Gene Ontology annotation, biological process: cilium-dependent cell motility; inner dynein arm assembly; epithelial cilium movement involved in determination of left/right asymmetry. NCBI's taxonomy places the organism in Eukaryota, Metazoa, Chordata, Actinopteri, Clupeiformes, Clupeidae. The record is from RefSeq and is a predicted model, not a curated record. The transcript is spliced from 20 exons. Gene Ontology annotation, cellular component: axoneme. The coding region runs from base 210 to 3050 and encodes 946 amino acids.